Messenger RNA from Acromyrmex echinatior (Panamanian leafcutter ant), 714 nucleotides. RefSeq names its product ferritin, heavy subunit. Gene Ontology annotation, cellular component: cytoplasm. The record is from RefSeq and is a predicted model, not a curated record. Gene Ontology annotation, molecular function: ferrous iron binding; ferric iron binding. Gene Ontology annotation, biological process: intracellular iron ion homeostasis; iron ion transport. NCBI's taxonomy places the organism in Eukaryota, Metazoa, Arthropoda, Insecta, Hymenoptera, Formicidae.
UCGGAAAAUAAUCAAACAGAAAUGUGUAUUGAUAAACCAACAAAAUGGCCGAGUGGAAAGAGGACCAAUUUUGAUUUCCACGAAGAAACCGAAGCUGCUAUGAAUGAGCAAAUAAAUACGGAGCUGAUAGCAUUUUAUUAUUAUUUAUCGAUGGCUGCAUAUUUCGGCCGCGUAGACGUCGCUUUACCCGGCUGUGAGUCAUUCUUUAUGCAGAUGCAUCAUGAAGAGCAUGAACAUGCCUUGAGAUUUUGUAACUAUGUAAAAAUGCGAGGCGGCAAAGUGUGUUUAUACGCUAUAUCGCUGCCAAAUGAUCAAGAUUGGAAAUGUCCAUUGCAUGCAUUCAAAACAGCAUUGCAAUUGGAAAUCGAUGUUGGUAAAAAACUAGUUGCGGUAAAUUCUGUAGCGGAGAAGCACGGUGAUCUGAAUGCGAGUGAUUUUAUCAUCACCGGUUUCAUGGAAGAUCAGAUGAAAAGCAUUAACGAAUUUGGAAGAUUAACGACUAUAUUGUCGGGCGUUGGAGAUCAAGCAUUGGCGCGAUUUCUAUUUGAUAAGAAUCUACUCGAGAAUUAUGUCAUGUCCAAUUUCAAUGUUCUAAAAAAUUUAAAAAGGAAAGUCUCUUUAAGUCGUAAUCACACUAACAAUUAUGCGAUUGUGAUUGGCAAUUACUUUCAACCAAUCAAAACAAAGCAAUCGCCAUUGCUUUGUCCUAACUGA